AUGGCCGAGCAGAUGCAUGACGUGAAUGAAUAUGCCAGAUCUCUUAUUGAAGCGGUCCUUGAAUUUACUGGUACUCAAGACAAGCUUACCACUAUCGUUUGCAUGACCUGUGGGGAAAACUUUACGUCUUCUUUUCCUGAUGUGAACGGAACUGUCCCAUGUGGGAACUCCAGGAUGUGGGAAUGGGCCUAUCCUUAUGGUGGUGACAUCUAUGUUUAUAUCAGCUGUUAUAAAUACUCAAAGGAAUAUUCGCAGCAAACCAUGGACCAAAGCAUGAUUUUGGAAUUGACAACAGCAAUGACAGACAAGUUGUCGGAGUCCAAUCCUGAGCCAGCACUGAACGCUUAUCUUUACAAGACAGUCAUCGCAAUAUGGGGUUCGAAGGCCGUUACUGUUAUACGCGACCUGCAUGACCGAGCUUGA
Molecule: messenger RNA, 423 nt
Organism: Penicillium nucicola
Lineage: Eukaryota; Fungi; Ascomycota; Eurotiomycetes; Eurotiales; Aspergillaceae
Exons: 1
Coding region: 1-423 (140 amino acids)
Source: RefSeq, a predicted model, not a curated record